Octopus bimaculoides (California two-spot octopus) is the source of this 1904-nucleotide messenger RNA. RefSeq names its product eukaryotic translation initiation factor 5A-1. Gene Ontology annotation, biological process: positive regulation of translational termination; positive regulation of translational elongation. Gene Ontology annotation, molecular function: ribosome binding; RNA binding; translation elongation factor activity. Lineage: Eukaryota; Metazoa; Mollusca; Cephalopoda; Octopoda; Octopodidae. The record is from RefSeq and is a predicted model, not a curated record.
GUUAUGUCCCUUGACUACCUCUUCUUUGAAGUUGCUCUCGUGUAAGAGCAGGUGAAUAGCUGUGUAUAUAGUUCCAUUCUCAUUCCCAUCUGCUGGACUGCUAACCUCGUCUUCCUCGAGGAAUCGCGCUCAACACAGAAAACUCAUAACUCAAGAACUCGAAUAACAUCACCGAUUUUUAUUUGUCAUGGCUUCUGAAGAAAAUUUCGAUACAGGAGAUGCAGGAGCGUCACAGACCUAUCCGCAACAAUGUUCCAGCUUACGCAAGAAUGGCUACGUUCUUCUGAAAAGCAGACCGUGUAAAAUCGUAGAUAUGUCCACGUCAAAAACCGGCAAACAUGGUCAUGCCAAGGUUCAUCUCGUUGGUCUGGACCUGUUCAACGCCAAAAAGUACGAAGAUAUUUGUCCCUCCACUCACAAUAUGGAGGUGCCCAACGUGAAGCGAAAGGACUACCUUUUGAUUGAUAUCGACGCGAAUAACUACUUGACCCUGUUGGAAGAUGACGGAGCAAUUAAGGACGAUUUAAACCUACCAACUACUGACAUCGGCAAAGAAAUAAGCGAUAAGCACAAAAGCGAUCAGGCUCUUGUUCUUACUGUGUUAUCAGCUAUGGGUGAAGAACAAGUAGUAAGUUAUAAAUUGGAUAAUAAUAAAUAAUGGAUUAAUGAGCCAAGAGGAAAAAAAACUGAACCUAUGCAAGCUAUGGUCACUUUUAACACUAUAAACUGAAGCAAUUAAACACCAACACACAUAAUUAAUCUCUCCUCGUCAACAGUUAAAGGACAAUCUUUAUUUUCAAUAUAAUAAUACUGUAAAUGAUAGCAGCUAAUAGACUUAUUGGCAGGUUUUCUAUCUGUCUUUCUCUAUCUCUUGAAUAUGCGCGCACGCUCGCACACACAUUCACUCAGCCGUAGUUAUAUACAUUAACAAUCUUAAAUUGAGCCAAAGAUAUUUAUUUUAAGAAGGAAAACAGUAAAAGCAAAUGAAUCAAGCAGGGAACGGCGCAAAGUAAUGGAGACCCCUCAAAAAAAAAAAAAAAAGAGAAAAGCGAUGUGAGUUGAUGGAAAAAACCUCCUCAACAAGUCACGGAUUCAAAUCUUCAUCGCCUCACCUGUUUUUUUUUUUUUUUUUUCAACUCUGAAGUUGCCUCCUUCCAAAUUGCCAUUCAUUUUUAGAGAUAAGAAAAAAAAUGAAAGUUGAAUAAUUCACGAUGCGACGGAAGAAAAUGAUUUUGAAAAAAAAAAAAAGAAUAUUUUUUUUCUCCUUCAUACUUCAACAUAAAUUGAGAAUGUGCAGAAAAAUCCACGGAUUUCUUGGUAUGUUCGUUUGUUACAACUGGAAAUUGUUAUGAAUCUAUAUUGUACGCUUAGUCUUUAAUUAUGGGGUAUCAGUUUUGUAAUAGACCUUUUCCUUUUUUUUUCCUCUCUUUUUAAAUAUUAUUUGACUGAUCACCUCAUUUCUAGACAAGCUCAGAUUUGAUAACCAACAUUACUACUAACUAUAGAUUAAAAAAAAAACAACCUAGAAGAGAAGUUUCUCCUUUUAAUUAUUGAUAUAUUAUCAUAUAAGAAGAAUAUAUCCAUCUUCAUAUUUCUUAUUUGCAUAAAGAAAUAUAGCUGUUAAUAAGUAAAGGUGGGAACUUUAACUUAACAAGACUAAAUGGCUUUUUCACUCCGAAAUGUCGUAAAGACUUGGCUGGAGUGUUUUGGUUGACCUGCUUGGACAUUUAUGCAUGCUUUAACACACAUAUAUAUGUAUAUAUAUAUAUGUUAUAUAUAUAUAUAUGUAACAUUCUCUCUUUUGUAUUUUUUUCCUCCUUCCUUCCUCUUAUAAAUAAUAAAGUGGUUUGUAUUUUCUCCUAAGGGCCAACAUUUGAGUUAUAUUAAAGACGAAUUGAACAUAA